Messenger RNA from Hippopotamus amphibius kiboko, 930 nucleotides. Its product is annotated as olfactory receptor 10V1. The record is from RefSeq and is a predicted model, not a curated record. Gene Ontology annotation, molecular function: G protein-coupled receptor activity; olfactory receptor activity. The coding region runs from base 1 to 930 and encodes 309 amino acids. The transcript has a single exon. Gene Ontology annotation, cellular component: membrane. Gene Ontology annotation, biological process: G protein-coupled receptor signaling pathway. Lineage: Eukaryota; Metazoa; Chordata; Mammalia; Artiodactyla; Hippopotamidae.
AUGGAAGAAAUAAAUAAAACUGCAAAGAUACAAUUCUUCUUUCAUCCAUUCUCAGCUGACCCGAAGGUACAGGUGAUGAUUUUUGUGGCCUUCCUGGUGAUGUACCUGACCAGCCUCAGUGGAAAUGCUGUCGUUGCAAUUACUGUCCAGAUCAACCACUCCCUGCACACCCCCAUGUACCUUUUCCUGGCUAACUUGGCAGUUCUGGAAAUCUUCUGUACAUCUUCCACCGCCCCACUGGCCUUGGCGAACCUUCUUUCAAUGGGCAGAACUCCUGUUUCUAUCACUGGAUGUGGUGCCCAAAUGUUUUUCUUUGUCUUCUUGGGUGUAGCUGAUUGUGUCCUGCUUGCAGUCAUGGCUUAUGACCGGUUUAUAGCAAUCUGUUACCCUCUAAGAUACACCCUUAUCAUGAACUGGCCCUUGUGUGUGGAGUUGAUGGGAGGGUCCCUGGUGCUGGGGUUCCUGCUGUCACUACCACUGACUCUUUUAAUCUUCCAUCUCCCGUUCUGCAACGACAAUGAAAUCUACCACUUCUACUGUGACAUGCCUGCCGUCACGCACCUGGCUUGCGCAGACACGCACGUUCACCAGACCGCUCUGUAUAUCAUCAGCUUCCUCGUCCUAAGCAUUCCCCUCUUACUGAUCUCCAUCUCCUACGGCUUCAUCAUGGCCGCCAUUUUACACAUCCGGUCAGCGGAAGGGCGCCACCGAGCCUUCUCCACCUGCUCCUCUCACAUCUUAGUGGUCCUCCUGCAGUACGGUUGCACCAGCUUUAUAUACCUGUCCCCCAGUUCCAGCUACUCUCCUGAGAUGGGCCGAGUGAUGUCUGUGGUCUACACUUUUAUCACUCUCAUUUUAAACCCCUUGAUCUAUCGUAUGAGGAACAAGGAGUUGAAAGAUGCCCUAAGGAGGGCGCUAAGCAAGUUCUAG